UAUUCUAUAUCAGUGUCAUCACAAUGUUGAACCUGACCGGGGAAAUGUAUAUUUAAGUGCCGAAAACAGUUUAAACAUGAAUUUGUAUUCAGUUGAUAAUAAACUUUCAUAUAAAAAUUUCAUUAUUUGCAUCACAUUUUUGGUUUUUGGUGCGUGGACUACAGUGACAUAUGCAGAAGACAUUUCUAACCCCAAACAUGAAAAUGGCACAUCGGACAGUAAAAAUACUGUGUUGAAAGAUUCUCCGCCGACGAAUUUGAGUACUAAUAUUUCAAUAGAAUUACGUACUUUAGAAAAUUCUGACAAUAGUAAUGUGAAACCAAGUGUCACUACUUCAGUACUAAAUACAACAUCUCGAAACGUAUCUACAACUACAGUUCAACCUGAUCGUGAUAAUAACAGUCAAACAACUGAGAAAGUUAAUACGUUAUCUACAAGUAUUAUUAAUGAUAAAAAUGGAAAUAAUAUGUCAGAUUUUACAAUUCCGUCACAAAGUUCGGAUAUUAAUAACGCAACGAAUACGAGUACAACAACAGUUACGCCAGCAGAACCAGUAUUACCGGAUAAGGGAUCCGCAGAAGAAGAACAUAAUAGUUCUAUGUCCAUAUUUUUUGUUCUCUGUGUUUUAGCAUUAGGCAUUUUACUUAUACAUCUUAUGCUAGAAACAAAUUUUCAGUAUCUACCGGAAUCAGUAGUAAUUGUCUUCUUGGGAGGAGCCAUUGGUAUGAUUAUAAAUCUUAUGUCAAAUCAAAACAUAGCUAAUUGGAGAAAAGAAGAAGCCUUUUCUCCAACUGCAUUUUUUCUUGUACUUCUUCCACCUAUUAUAUUUGAAUCUGGAUAUAAUUUACAUAAAGGAAAUUUCUUUCAAAAUAUUGGCAGUAUUUUAGUUUUUGCUAUACUUGGCACAGCCAUAUCUGCAUUUGUUAUUGGAGCUGGAAUUUAUUUGUUAGGGUUAGCUCAGGUAGCAUAUAAACUUAGUUUUGUUGAAAGUUUUGCAUUUGGGUCAUUAAUAUCAGCAGUAGACCCGGUUGCUACUGUAGCUAUAUUUCAUGCCUUAGAGGUAGAUCCAGUAUUAAACAUGUUAGUUUUUGGAGAAUCUAUUUUAAAUGAUGCUAUUUCCAUUGUAUUAACUACAUCUGUAUUGGAAUCCAAUAAUGCAACAACUACUAGUGAAGCCAUUAUACUUGGCUUAAAUAGAUUUUGUCUUAUGUUUUUUGCCUCUGCGGGCAUUGGAGUUGUCUUUGCUCUUAUAAGUGCAUUAUUACUCAAACAUGUGGAUCUCAGAAAGAAUCCUUCUCUUGAAUUUGGACUUAUGUUGGUAUUUACAUAUGCUCCAUAUGUUUUGGCAGAAGGCAUCCAAUUAUCUGGUAUUAUGGCAAUUUUAUUUAAUGGAAUUGUAAUGUCACAUUAUACACAUUUUAAUUUAUCAACUGUUACUCAAAUUACAAUGCAACAAACUAUGAGAACCUUAGCAUUCAUUGCUGAAACCUGUGUAUUUGCAUAUUUGGGAUUAGCUUUAUUCAGCUUUAGACAUAGGGUUGAACCUGCAUUAAUUAUAUGGUCUAUAGUUCUAUGCCUAAUUGGUAGAGCUGCAAACAUUUUCCCUUUAGCUUUUCUUGUGAAUCGUUUUCGAGAGCAUCAAAUUACUAAAAAAAUGAUGUUCAUAAUGUGGUUUAGUGGUCUGCGUGGAGCUAUUUCAUAUGCUUUGUCAUUACAUUUAGAUUUUAGUGAUGAAACACGACAUGUGAUAAUCACCACUACAUUAAUCAUUGUAUUAUUUACAACAUUAAUAUUUGGUGGUUCCACUAUGCCAUUAUUGAAAUUUUUGAGAGCAGAAAAGAAACCAAAAAACAAUAGUAGGAGGAAAAGGAAAGACAAAGAAGUUUCAUUAAGUAAAACUAGAGAAUGGGGACAAACAAUAGAUUCUGAACAUUUGUCAGAACUUACAGAAGAGGAGAUUGAAGUAUCUUUCCUUCAGUCACGAAUUCGUGGUUUUGCAAGAUGGGAUCUAAAAUUUUUUAUCCCAUUUUUUACAAGAAGAUUUACACAACAAGAAUUAAAAGAUUGUAAAUCACAAAUGACAGAUCUAACAAAUCAAUGGUAUCAAGCUAUUCGAAUUAGUCCAAUGGAAUCAGAUGAUGAUGUAACAACUGCAUCAACAGCGCAAUUAAACAUAAAUUUAACAGCAGAGAAUCAGAAUCAAAUACAUGGAAAACAAAGCAAAAGACGUCCAAGUCACGGGUCUAUAUUAAGUAUAUAA
Messenger RNA from Habropoda laboriosa, 2260 nucleotides. RefSeq names its product sodium/hydrogen exchanger 8 (gene Nhe1). Gene Ontology annotation, biological process: proton transmembrane transport; regulation of pH; sodium ion transport. The record is from RefSeq and is a predicted model, not a curated record. The transcript is spliced from 4 exons. Gene Ontology annotation, cellular component: membrane; Golgi apparatus. Gene Ontology annotation, molecular function: sodium:proton antiporter activity. NCBI's taxonomy places the organism in Eukaryota, Metazoa, Arthropoda, Insecta, Hymenoptera, Apidae. Bases 77 to 2260 code for a protein of 727 amino acids.